Molecule: messenger RNA, 1269 nt
Organism: Triticum turgidum subsp. durum (durum wheat)
Lineage: Eukaryota; Viridiplantae; Streptophyta; Magnoliopsida; Poales; Poaceae
Source: the annotation of a GenBank genome assembly
AUGGCGAUGGAGGGGCCGUCGGUGGAGGUGCCGCCGUACUUCCUUUGCCCGAUCUCGCUGGAGAUCAUGCGGGACCCCGUCACGCUCGCCACCGGCAUCACCUACGACCGCUGCAGCAUCGAGCGCUGGCUCUCCGACGGCCACGCCACCUGCCCCAUCACGCAGCAAAAGCUCGCGGAGGCCGACCGGGAGGCCACGCCCAACCACACGCUCCGCCGCCUCACCCAGGCCUGGUGCGCCCUGCACGCCGUCGAGCGCUUCCCCACCCCGCGCCUGCCCCUCGACGCCGGCCGCGUCGCCGCUAUCGUCGAAGAGGGCCAUGGUGCGGGCAGGCAGAAGGAGCUGGCCGCGCUCCGGGAGAUCAAGUCCAUCAUCGCCGAGAGCGACCGCAAUAGGCGCUGCGUUGAGGCCACGCCCGGGGCCGUCGAGUUUCUCGUCUCCGUCUUCAGGAACCAUGCCACCAUGUCCAAGUCGGCAGAAGAUUUGUUAGAACUGUCUCUGGAUUCCCCGUCGUCCACGAGCUCGCCAGAGGAGGACGCGCUCAGCGUCAUCUGCUCGCUCAAGCCGUCCAAGAAGAGCCUGGUCCGGAUCCUCGAGAAAAACGGAGACUUCCUGGACACCCUGGUGUACAUGCUGCGGCGACCCAGCUACCGGUCCCGCUGUUACGGCAUCCUCCUGCUCAAGGCGAUGGUGUCUGUGAUGGAGCCGGCGCGUCUCAUGGCGGUGAGGACCGAGGUGGUGCUGGAGGUGGUGCGCCUGGUGUCCGACAGGGUGUCCACCAAGGCGGUGAAGGCGGCGCUGCACGUGCUGUGCCGGCUGUGCCCAUGGGGCCGGAACCGCGUCAAGGCCGUGGAGGCCGGCGCGAUGACUGUGCUGGUGGAGCUGCUCCUCGACGAGGGUGGACGGCACCCGACCGAGCUGGCCGUGGUGGCCAUCGACCAUCUCUGCGGUUGUGCGGAGGGGCGGUCGGACUUGGUGGCGCACCCGGCAGGGCUGGCCGUCGUGUCCAAGAAGGCUAUGCGAGUGUCCCUGACCACCACCGAGAGCGCGGUGCGCGCUCUGCACGCCGUGGCAAGGCAUUCGCCGACGCCGGCCGUGCUGCAGGAGAUGCUGGCCGUCGGGGUGGUGGCGAAGCUGCUGCUGGUUCUACAAGUGGACGCCGGCGAGCGGGCCAGGGCCAAGGCCAAGGAGCUGCUCAAGAUGCACGCUAGGGUUUGGAAGGACUCCCCAUGCUUGCAAGCGCACCUCAAGGCGCAUUACCCUUGCUGA